UUAUUAUCAUUGAUCACCUCUGGCGAGCACUGAGAAUCUGACGAACGAGCAAUAGCGACAGAGGAGAUCAUAUCCACGAUGGGAGACUGCUCAUUCGGAAUCACCGGCAAAGACUUUGUCAUUCUCGCCUCGGAUAUGAACGCCGGACGAGGGAUCAUCAAGAUGAAGUCGGAUGAGAAUAAAAUUCGAGCUUUGGGACCUCAUCUCGCCAUGGCGUAUGGUGGAGAGACGGGCGAUACCGAGCAAUUCACAGAUUACGUUGAGAGGAAUAUGCGGUUGUAUCAUAUCAGAAACCACAAUGCUCUCCUCCCUCCCGCGGCGUCAGCUUGGAUCAGAAGACAACUGGCCCAAUCUCUCCGGUCACGGAAACCUUACGCUGUCAAUCUGCUGCUAGGAGGGUUCGACACGACCACUUCCCUUCCUCAUCUCUAUUGGAUCGAUUACCUAGGUACCAAAGCUGAUAUUCCCUACGCUGCACACGGGUUUGGAAUGUACGUCGCCCUCAGUACGAUGGACAAAUGGUGGUUUGAAGGAAUGCCAAAAGAGAAAGGAGUGGAGUUGUUGAGAAAAUGUAUCAACGAGGUGCAGUCAAGGAUCGUCGUCCAAUUCAACUUUAAUUGCAUUCUCAUUGAUGCUGAUGGAGUCCAUCAAUUGGACUUGUCAGCUUCUGACCCCAUUGCGGAUCUAAGCAGGGCGCCCGAAAAGGCAGAAGUGGAAGUUCCCAAUCCUAUCAUCGCUGCGCCGGCUUAGAGUCAUUCCGGGCAAGGAAGAAACGAUGCGUAAGGCAUAGGAGGGAGGAGUUUGACACGCACAGACACCAUGUACAUAUGCUUUGUCAGAUAGCAUGCAACGAAUCAAACAGCACAGUCGAGCACCUCGUCAAGGGAACGCUGACGACGAUCAAUGUCUAUCUAUGCAUGCAGUU
Molecule: messenger RNA, 925 nt
Organism: Kockovaella imperatae
Lineage: Eukaryota; Fungi; Basidiomycota; Tremellomycetes; Tremellales; Cuniculitremaceae
Exons: 5
Coding region: 79-750 (223 amino acids)
Biological process (GO): proteasomal protein catabolic process
Cellular component (GO): nucleus; proteasome core complex, beta-subunit complex; proteasome core complex
Molecular function (GO): peptidase activity
Source: RefSeq, a predicted model, not a curated record